AUCAGUUCAACACACUUGCACAGCCACACGUAUCACCCGUAGAUCGAUCACUGUUCGUACCACCGCAAUGGAGUACCAGGGGCAGCACGGCCACGCCACCGACAAGGUGGAGGAGUACGGCCAGCCCGUGGCCGGGCACGGCGGUUUCACCGGCGGGCCCACGGGGACGCACGGCGCCGCCGGCACCGGCGCGCAGCUCCAGGUGACGCGGGACGACCACAAGACCGACGGCGUCCUGCGCCGCUCCGGCAGCUCCAGCUCCAGCUCAUCUGAGGACGACGGCGUGGGCGGCAGGAGGAAGAAGGGGAUGAAGGAGAAGAUCAAGGAGAAGCUCCCCGGCGGAGCCCACAAGGACGCCACCGCCGGGCAGCAGCACACGGCGGUGGCGGGCGAGUACGCGGGAACGCACAGCACCGAGGCCACCGGCGAGAAGAAGGGCGUCAUGGACAAGAUCAAGGAGAAGCUUCCCGGCGGACAGCACUGAGCCAGCUAUGCGUGUCUUCUCUAUGUUCCGUCAAAGCUCGGCUAGCAUCUGCAGCCAUGCCGUUACUACG
Triticum dicoccoides is the source of this 554-nucleotide messenger RNA. RefSeq names its product dehydrin DHN1. The coding region runs from base 68 to 484 and encodes 138 amino acids. Gene Ontology annotation, cellular component: cytosol. Lineage: Eukaryota; Viridiplantae; Streptophyta; Magnoliopsida; Poales; Poaceae. The record is from RefSeq and is a predicted model, not a curated record. Gene Ontology annotation, biological process: cold acclimation; response to water deprivation; response to abscisic acid. The transcript is spliced from 2 exons.